GUUGUCAUUGGAUCUCGUCCCGUGAUCGUGCAUGAUGCAGUGAUCGUUGAUCAAUCAUUUUUGUAUAAUUUGCUAACAAGUCUCCGUGAUGACUUUAUUUGUUAGCGGUUUUCAAUUUAACUUCCAUUUUAUAUCAGCAUUUUCUUAUUGAAUCCAGUGUAACGUUGUAUUCAAAAAAAAUUGUCGAUAUUAUCCAUUCCAAUAAGGACUUAGAUUUUGUUUAUAACGUAUAUUGUAACUAAAUAAAGCCAUUUUUACACAGCCGUAAAGUGUUGUGAUAAAUUGGGACCAAAAAGAAACAGGAAUCAAAUAUGACUUUAACAUUAAAUUGGGGCAUAGCUGGUGUUGGCAUGAUAAGCCAUGACUUUUUAACUGCCAUGUCUAAUUUGCCAAGUGAUCAACACAAGGUUGUUGCUAUUGCUGGCAAAGAUCUGAGCCGUGCACACAGAUUGGCAAUGCUACACAAUAUCAAUACUGCAUAUGAAGGUUACGAAAUGCUUGCAAAUGACAGUUCUAUUGACAUCGUUUUCGUCAGUGUCAUGAAUUUACAGCAUUAUGACGUAGCUAAGUUAAUGUUAGAGAAUGGUAAACAUGUACUCUGCGAAAAGCCAAUGGGCAUGACGUACAAACAGACGAAGUCUUUGGCGGAUCUGGCGCGGGAAAAGAAACUAUUUCUUCUCGAAGGGAUGUGGUCGAGGUUCUUUCCUGCUUAUGAUGCUUUGGAUAAACACAUCGCCUCCGGCGGGCUUGGGGAUGUCUAUCAUGUAAACAUACAAUUCGGGGUCGAAAUUAACGACAUUGAAAGGAAUUUAAUGAAAGACUUGGGCGGCGGAGCGGUAAUGGACUUAGGUUUAUACAUGUUGCAACUGGUGCAAUUCGUGUACAAAGAGCCGCCAACCGACAUCAUGUGCACGGGUCACUUGAGCAAGGCUGGCGUCGACGAAUCGCUCUCCUGCGCUCUUAAGUACAAGGGCGGCAGGACUGCGACGAUAUCGGCGCACACCCGCGCCACCAUGACUAACAGAGCCGAGAUCACGGGGACCAAGGGUACUAUUGCGCUUGAGUACUUCUGGUGUCCGACCACGCUGCAGAUAUCGGCCGCCAACAACACAGAGUGGACGUUGCCCAAAGGCAAAUAUAGCUACCACUUUCACAACAGCGCUGGUCUCAGCUACCAGAUACAGGAGUGCUGGGACUGCUUAGCUAAAGGUUUACUGGAAAGUCCUAAAAUGUCAUUGGACGAGAGUAUUCUAUUUUCAAAGUUAACGGACACGAUGCGGGCACAAUUAGGAGUACUAGAUGUAGGUCUAUAACACUAACGAUCAAUCUCCACUCGUAGUACCUGUAUUAUAACAAUAUUGCUAUCUCUCUCCGUCUCUGUGAAUAAAACAGAGACACCAAUAGUGUUGUAAUACAAGUAUCACAAUAUUUGAGAUUCGCGGGCACAAAAGCUUAUUUCGCCAGUACUAGUUUAUAAUUCAUCCAGUAUUUUAGAGGCUUUUUUCAGCGACACGCAACAAAGCUAACGAUUAUGUACAGAUGUAUUUACCUCAACUAACUGUGAUUUAUAUAGUGUUGUGACAUAAUAUUAUUAAGUAUAUGUUAUUCUAUAUUUAAACAGUAUUUAUUGUAUUCACAUUUUCUGAUUAAUAAACACUUACAACUAAUUGUUGUUUUAUUACAAACUAGCUAGU
Molecule: messenger RNA, 1694 nt
Organism: Papilio xuthus (Asian swallowtail)
Lineage: Eukaryota; Metazoa; Arthropoda; Insecta; Lepidoptera; Papilionidae
Product: trans-1,2-dihydrobenzene-1,2-diol dehydrogenase
Exons: 6
Coding region: 312-1313 (333 amino acids)
Molecular function (GO): nucleotide binding
Source: RefSeq, a predicted model, not a curated record